CCCAAUCAUCAUGCAGAAUGCCUCGUCCCAUGCAUCCCGAGCAUGGAGCCUACAGGAGGAAGUAGCGCCGAUCGAUCUUGCAUUGCAUUGCAGAAACAUUCAACGAUUGGUGUCUGAAAAAGCAAUCAUUCCCGAUGACCACCAGCUUGAUCUUAUUGAUGAUGAAAUGAGAUUCGAUGAUCUCAAGACCAGCGGGAGUCACGGCCUCUCGUGUGAUCGGUAUUCCGCGUAUUGAUUGUUCGCGGCCUUUUCAAAGCUAAGUUUCAGGAACGUAAACACGGCACACUGCACGCUUAUCUCACUGCAUGACAAACCCCGAUUUCGUGAAGUGGGAUCAAUCGCAAACCAAGAGCUCAGUGCGACAAGUGAAAUGCAGAAACUACAUGUCACCACUUCAGACACGCCGAAGUCCUGAUUGUGAAGACCCCAGGGUCUAGAUCUUGCACGCACACCGUUAUACUGGGUAUCAUGCAGUGGACCCACCGUUCACCCGGCCGGAGACCCCAAAUACAGAAAGAAGAUCUGCAUGUUGUGUGGACUCGGAGACAGUGGGACCAAGAGGCAUCUGCAGUAUCAUCCCGGCCGGCAUAAUUCGGGUCUAUCUCACGGAGACCUUG
Messenger RNA from Aspergillus welwitschiae, 617 nucleotides. RefSeq lists its product as uncharacterized. The transcript has a single exon. The record is from RefSeq and is a predicted model, not a curated record. Bases 11 to 235 code for a protein of 74 amino acids. NCBI's taxonomy places the organism in Eukaryota, Fungi, Ascomycota, Eurotiomycetes, Eurotiales, Aspergillaceae.